AUGUACUAUCCAAAAGUAAGGUUUAGAAUGUUAGCCGGCUGCAAAGAAAGAAUAUAGGACCUAGCUUCCUAGCUUUGCCUUGACCAUGAAGCAAUAUAAUUGUCUUUACAACGCCACAAAGCCCUUUAGAACAAACAGCCUUACAAGAAAAGAACAUCAGCCUUCUCGAAUGGUGAAAAUGGGUACUUAUAAAAACCCCUCAUGCCUGCACAAAACACAUGUAUGUUUGUGUUCAAAUUCUCUAAGCCAUUUCAUUUAAUUUCCUGGUUCUCAUACUUUAAGAAGACACAAGUCUCUUGUUUCUGAACAUAGGGUUCAAGAAUGGCUAAUGGGUCGAGCCUUAGAUCGGUUGCAUCACUGCUGUUGCUGCUGCAUUUCUGCAUGUAUGUUGUGGUCUUGGCCAUUGGCGGCUGGGCGAUGAACAUAGCCAUCGAUCAUGGCUUCAUCAUCGGUCGAGAACUUGAACUCCCGGCGCAUUUCUCACCUAUAUACUUCCCGAUGGGAAACGCAGCCACCGGAUUCUUUGUCACGUUUUCCCUGAUCGCCGGUGUCGUUGGAGUGGCGUCUGUCCUCGCCGGAAUCAACCAUAUCCGCCAUUGGACCAUUCAGAGCAUGCCUGCUGCUGCUUCUGCUGCAGCUAUUUCCUGGAGUCUUACUGCUCUUGCCAUGGGGUUUGCUUGGAAAGAGAUUCAGCUAAACCUCAGGAAUGCCAACCUGAGAACAAUGGAAGCAUUCAUGAUCAUACUUACUGUCACUCAACUGGUAUACAUAGCCGCCAUCCAUGGCUCGAGAAAUUAAUCAUAGAUUAUAUAGAUAUAUGCGUGAAGGAGUGUGCAGUGUGAUUUAUACUCUUUCUUUUUGUUAUUAUUAUUAUUAUAUUUUCCGUUUUUCAUUCUUUUGUUGUUCACUGAAGUUAUGUAUUACUACCUUGAUUGUAUUUGUGAAAUAAAAGCAUGUUACGAGACA
This is a messenger RNA of Ipomoea nil (Japanese morning glory), 966 nucleotides long. RefSeq lists its product as uncharacterized. NCBI's taxonomy places the organism in Eukaryota, Viridiplantae, Streptophyta, Magnoliopsida, Solanales, Convolvulaceae. The transcript has 4 exons. The record is from RefSeq and is a predicted model, not a curated record. The coding region runs from base 322 to 798 and encodes 158 amino acids.